Molecule: messenger RNA, 6648 nt
Organism: Brenthis ino (lesser marbled fritillary)
Lineage: Eukaryota; Metazoa; Arthropoda; Insecta; Lepidoptera; Nymphalidae
Source: the annotation of a GenBank genome assembly
AUGAGAGAUCAACAAAAGGAGACCCAGAUGCAAACCCUUCGGCACUCCGAACAAGAAAACACAAAUAUUCCAUAUGGCGAUGCCAAAAACAACUCAAUACAAUACAAUGCACCAAUAAAUAUCAAUCCCUUACCCAUAAACACUCAAACAUAUGAUCGACUUAACAAAACUCAUGAUAUCCCAUCUACAACUCAAUCGAAAGCCACAUCAAAAUCGGACGACGAUUUCGAUGUAAAUGAAUACUUUGCGAGGUUACAAGGCACUAGAUAUGUUAGCGCGCCAAUAAAUAGUAACCUAAAGGAAGAUCAAAAUGCUAAUUUGCAAGCAGAGGAGAAUCUUGAGGAAAUAAAUCUAAACGAACCAGAUAAAAGUCAAAAUUUAGAUGAUGUCCAAAACAGUUUGUCGGCGGAUAUUGCGCAGAAUUUUUCACAACUGCCCACGGUUAUACCACAAGUAGCGAGCGUGGUUUUUAGUUCAUUUUCUAACAUGCUAAGUCUAAAAAGUAGAGAGCAGACACCAGACACAGAUAAUAAAAUAUACCAAGAACCAAUACAAAAUACCAUACAGAAGGUAGAUAGUGGGCAGUUUAUGCCGAAUGUACAAGAAGUACCGAAAGAUGUUGCUCCGCCGCCGUUGAGAGAGCCUCCUUCUGGUACUGCUUCCAGCUACCGCAUCACAACAAAAAAGAAAGUAUACGCGCAAAUACCAGGUUUGAGCUCUGGUGAUCAUCAUCAUGUACAAAGUAUUAAUCCACCGCCGAGUGGCAACCACAGCCACUCACAGCCAAAUUACUUUGUACCAGAAAAUAUAACCAAUGUCCCACAAGCUGAAAAUAAAUUAGACAAUGCUCAUUUAGGACUUGUACCACAAUCUUCAAUAACUCAAUCAGAAUUGGAAAUUCAAAAUACAAGUGUUCCAAAAAAUGAUGAGUUGAAAAGUUCUCAUUCGUUCAAUACCAUUCAAUUUAACCACAGCCAAAAAUCGGAAAAUCAACCAGAAUUUCUCGUACCAACACAAACAAGCGAAGUUAUUUUACCAAAACCAGAACAAACUAUAUCAGUAGAUACAACAAAUCAAUCAGUAAUAGCUCCCAAUACUCAAACUACGCCUAUCAUUCCACCGCCUCCAAUGUUCUCUAAUAUACGGAGAGACAGUCAAUCAUCUACAGGCAAGUCAGUCUUGCCCCCGUCGGUAGCAAGACGGAUUUCCGGAACUCAACCGAUAAUUAGGUCACAAGCUUUACCGAGUUUGACACCUCAUGGAAAUAUAUUCGUGCCACAAAUACCUGAUACAGCUGAUACUCCAGGGUAUGGAUUUGACCAAAGCAGUCAGCACAUAGACUCCAUGAACAUUAUAUCUAAUGUUCAAAAUGUGAGAAAUACAGAGACAGUUCCACAAGACAUUUUUAUGCCAAAUCUAAUUCCUAUUCCAUCUUUGGUACCUUUAGAUAAAUUGCAGAAUCCACAAAUAAAUGUCCCUUCAAACACAUCAUUAUUCGAAGCAAAAGCCAGUGUUCCAGAUGCUGGUGCUCUUAAAGGUUCUAUCUUUUCAACAGAUUCAUUAUUUUCCUCAGAAGCAAUAAAAACUGCUGAAAGGCCUAUAUAUCCGGAUUCAACUUAUCCUGAAGAUAAGCCUAAUAUGUCUAAGGGAACUUCAAAUAUUGUAAACAAAGAAGUUAAUAUAACUCAAGACUAUUAUGAACCUCAAGGUGAACACGAUAAUAUCAGUACAGUGCCACCUACUUUCUUCAAUCCAGCAGUGUUUGCUCAACCUGAUACAAAUAUUAAUAAGCCCGAAAAUAUAACUUCACCUCACAGUCAAGUGUCACAAUAUGUCACACCACCUGAAGCUUCCAAACCCCUAGUUGAGCCACCUAAACUCACAGGGAAUGUAAACUACAGAAUGUCGAAAAAGAGGCCCCAGUACUAUUCAGGCCCUAUUGAGGGUGUGGGAAAUAUCAGUAAUAAUAUUAAACCAACUAUACAUCCCGUUGAACCAAGUUACCAGGGCUCUCUAUUUAAUCCUGAUACUGCUCAAGCAGCAUCUAAUACUUUAUAUUCUGAUUAUAAUGUAAGUGAUGUACAAGCUACGCCAUUCGAUAUCAGUAAACCUGUAAACAUGGUACCCCCAGUACAUAGUAUGCAACAAUUACCAGACUUUAACACAGCGUUUGAUCUUAGCAGACCAACAACAGAGUCGUAUGAGCAGCCUCAACAAGAGCUUUCGGAAAGGAAAGGUUUCGGAAUUAUAGGAUCCUUGAAAUCUAAACUUAGUGCUAUAGAUAUUAAUAAGAUUCAAAAUAAGGUGACUACCUUCUUUGAUCCAGCUUACAAUAAUACGAAAGUUGAUGAUUCUAUCAAACAGGAAAGCAAACUAUACGCUCAGAAUAUGUCCACUGAAAAUUACACCGAAUAUGCUCAAAAUAACGCUGCUUUAGAAGUGUUUGUGCCUAACGUGGAUCAAGAACAAACUUACGCUAGUACAUCUAAUUACCUAACAGAUUAUAGUCAACAGGCUUACAAUCCACAGUAUUAUAGUUAUAAUCAAGAUUACAUGGGAAAUAGAAGUCAAGAUGUAAAUUUCCAAACUAACUACGAUCCAGUAUGGUAUAAUAAUUACAAUCAGCAACAAUUUUCAACAUCUUACUAUCAAAAUACCAUCGCUCAAAAUGUUACAUUAGAAAGCUCUAAUAAGAACAUCGCUGAAAUAUCCAACCAAACGGAAAAUAUAUCUAAUUAUUUUAAUCAAAACGUCGCAGUCAGUCCUUCAAAAUCAUCAGAAAACGAAAAUACAAUUUCUGUAGUUCAACAAACAGAAAAAGAACUUGAACAUAUUAUUCAUAAUGAAAAUGAAGUGAUAAAUAGUCAAAGUAGCUAUGCAGUUCCUGAUGACAAACCUGACAUAAAGGAAAAAUGUAUAACACUAAACACCGAAGAAAAUAAAUCCUUGACAGUUACUGAUCAAACCUCAAAUCUGAAAAAUUUCUUUGACAUUUCGAAUCAAAAUGUAUCGAUAGCAUUUGAUUCUAUAAAAGCAACUCAAAAUAAUAUUUUAGACUAUUCAAGUUCAGAAACAUCCAAACACGAUAAAAAAUCAAAUGAAACUACUCUCGACAAUAAACAAUCAGUAUUACCAAUAAAUAUUAAAAGAGAAACGGGACUGAUUACUAAUGUCUCACCUGAAGACUUUUUCAAUGAUUUGCCGAAAAUAACAGAUCCAUCUUCGAAAGGUUUUUUUGAUAAAGAGACUCCUAUUGUUUUACCUUUUGAAGCUAAAAAGCUUGAGGAAAAUAUUAAUAAAAAAGUAUUCAGAGAAAUAAAUGAAGCUACUAAUACAUGUGCACCAAUAAAAUCUUUUGAAGUAUUCGAUCCUGUAUUAGGCAAAAGUCAAGUAACCGAUGGGCAAUCAGAAAUAUUAGAAAAAUUAUCAACAGUGAAAAUUUCUGAAAGUAUUUUACCACCUCUUACUUUUGUAAAAAAUUGUGAAAGUAAAGAUUCAUAUUUAUUCAAUCCUUUAUUCGUUCCUGAAUAUAAGGAAAAUAAGAUAAGAAAUGACUCUAGUGAGAAAGCCCCUGCGUUUUCACUAUUCAAACAAUCUUCUAAUGCUUCUUCUUUAUUCGACCUCUCUUCUAUAUCUUCAAAUCCUUUGUCUGUUUCAACGGAGUUGAAAGAUAUAAAAGACCUUGAAAGUAAAAUGGAAAAUGUAUCAUUAUUUCAAAAUAAUGAUACAACUGGUUUUGAUCAAAGCCUUUUUGGAAGUAUAGAAACAACUGAAAUUAAAGAUGAUUUAAUUGAAAAUCCUGUUUCAGAACUGAAUAUUUGUGAAACUUGUAGAGAAGUCAAUAAGCCAGAAGAAAAAGAAGUGGAAGAUUUGACUACACAACUAAUAGAAAAUAUUACAGCGCCAAUUCAAUUAGCAAAUCCUGUUGAAUAUCCUGUUAGUGAAGAUUUUACUGAAGAUCCCACAAUUAAUAAAGUUGAUUUCUCCACUCAAUACACAGAAAUAUCUCAUACAGAAGACGAGAUACAAAACUUGACAAUACCACCGCCAGUUGACCUUAUUGAUGAUAUGAGCGUUAAUAAUCCUAUUUUAAAUUAUGGAUGGUCAACAAAUGAAGGAGCUCAUUCAUCUAAAGUUCUAGCUGAUCAUGAUUACAGGUAUCAAGUGGAUCCUAACAGUAUUGGAUUUUUCCAAGAUAAAUCACUAUUUUUCGAAAAUAUACCCACUAAUGCGAGUGAUGAAUUAAAAGCUGAAUUUAAAAAUUCUCAUGAAGACACUCCAAUAUUGCCACGACAAAUGAGCAUACCAACCGCUCCUCCUGAAGAAGAUUCGAAAUCAGACGAAAGUGGUUUAGAUGUUCAUUCUAUCGAGCAAGAUGCUAAAAAAGACUUUCCUAUUUACGAAGAGGUCAUAGAGCCUUCAGAAACUGAUGAUGAUAAAAUAGAGUAUAGAGAACGUGAAAAGGUUUCAGACGAUUCAGAACAGUCCGUAGAUACAUUUACAAAUAGAGUUGAAAGAUACAAAAACGCAAACGAUAAUGCAUUUGAAGUUAAAAAAGAAAUUAAAACUUUUGAUUUACCAACAUCAACUAGCCCAGCUAUUACAAUUGCCUCUUACUUUGACACAGGAAAUUAUGCUGUGGAAAAUCAUUACAGGAAUUCAUUAACUUCUCCAUCAACGUUGAGUUCUUUCAAUACUCACACAAACACACCAAUGCGGUUUCCCCCAGGUUUUGAAGAAGAAUAUCAGAGAAGACUUAGUGGAAUAUCAUCACAAGACAUAUUACCAACCCUAAAAAGUCAAAAUAUCUCCGCUUUAGCUGAUGUAAAUCUGGCGCCAAUAAUAAUAGCUCCACAAACUCUAGACGAUAGCGUUUGUGAUGAUAAUGUUGAAUCCAUGAUAAAAGAACUAAUUGAAGAAGAUAAUAAUCCUACGCAAAAGAAAAACAUGCACACUUUUACUGGUUUUGUAGAAUCUGAAAAUGAAAAAGCUAACGAUGCAAAACAAGAAAUAAUUCAAGAAACUGUAAAAGAAGUUAUAAAAAGCGAAGAAAUAAAAUUAGAUUCAUUGCCAGAUCCAAUGAACUUCUUCUCAUCGAAUGUGGAUAAUACACAAGAAUCUGAUGCUUACAGUGAUUUCAGCCGACUCUCUAGCUACUUCGCUUCGCCACCGAAACCAGAACACUCAAAGUCUUUUUUUGAAUUAAGCCAAUCACAAAACCAUUAUAGACAUAAACCGUCACAAAAUAGGUUCGAUUCAAUACAAAAUAAUGUCAAAAACUUUUUCGAAGACCCUAACUUCAAUAACCUAAAUAAAAAUGAACCAAAAGCAAAUGCUCCACAAAAUAUGUCCUUAAUACACGAUUUAACUUCGACUGAAAAUUUUACCCCAAACGAAAAUAUAGUUCGAACGGUUAAUUAUUUUACAGUUGAUAAUAUUAAGAUUUACGAAAACGAAAUAACAGAAAUAAAAACAAAUGAAUUAAAAACAAAUUUAAAAUACAAAACGGACGAUGACAAAAACGAAAAUGGCGGUUUAAAAGAUAUAGACGAAACAAAUUUCGAAAAUGUCAUAAUAAAUUGUAAAUAUUGCUGGUGUCUGACCAAAACUGAUGUGAAUUUUGUUAAUUUUGAAUUUAAAGUUAGGAAAGCUAUGAAUAGUAAUUCUGAGAGUAAAGAGGGAGCAAAUAUGGAAACAAAAAAAGAGGGAAUGAAAAAAUCUAUGACAGUCAACUUCUGUGACAAAUCACUUCAAGAGGAUGCCGAUGAUAGGAUUGUGGUUGUACAUGAGAAUCGUUCAACAACAGAAUAUGCUCCAGUCAAACAUCACUGGUUCUAUAAGGUGGAUAGUGAGGAUAAGUCAAUAUGGCGUGGUUUUUCUGUCGCCGAUUCUAGGGCAUUGGAAAAUGCUUUCAACAGCCCGGAUCUCAACGAGAACACUCUGGUGGCAACAGAUGGCGGUCGCUUCGACGUGAAUGUGAUGGCUCGACGGAGAACCGCCGUUUAUUGGACGGAAAAACCUACUAAUGUUAUGAGAUGUAGUUGGUUCUACAAAGGCACAUCUAUAGAUCCCAGAUACAUACCCUACAGUGAGGAGUUAGCAGAAAAACUUGAAGAAGAAUACCGUCACGGUGUAACGACAGGCGAGUGGCACAGACGGUUGAUGCUAAACAAUAACGAGAUGGUAGUAAUGCAUGGACCGUCCGUUAUGGUUCAUUUCGUACAAAACUCAAGUGCUGAUGACUUUGCCACAUCACCGCAAUCAACGCGCCCACGCGUAGUGCGCAGAGGUCACGUCGAGUCGGAAAUAGAGGACACGGAACCGUCCAGUAUAGAUCACUUGCUGCUGUUGUGUCAUGGCGUCGGGUCCGCUUGUGAUAUGCGCUUCCGGCCUGUGGAGGAAGUUGUGGACGAUUUUAGAGCAACUAGUCUUCAAUUGAUACAAUCUCAUUACAAAAAUUCGUAUGACAGCGGUUUAGUUGGACGAGUUGAGGUAUUGCCAAUAUCCUGGCACGCGAGCCUGCACACAGGGAUGGGAGUGGACAAAAGACUAGCCGCAGUGACUCUGGACAGCAUCCCGCGUCUGCGCAGUUUCACCAACGACACUAUACUGGAUGUGCUGUUUUACACCAGCCCCGUCUUUUGUCAG